Messenger RNA from Dictyostelium discoideum AX4, 1272 nucleotides. RefSeq lists its product as hypothetical. Gene Ontology annotation, molecular function: ubiquitin-protein transferase activity; ubiquitin protein ligase activity. The transcript is spliced from 2 exons. The coding region runs from base 1 to 1272 and encodes 423 amino acids. Lineage: Eukaryota; Evosea; Eumycetozoa; Dictyosteliales; Dictyosteliaceae. The record is from RefSeq and is a predicted model, not a curated record. Gene Ontology annotation, cellular component: cytoplasm. Gene Ontology annotation, biological process: proteasome-mediated ubiquitin-dependent protein catabolic process.
AUGUUAAACAUGUCAAAUACAGAUACAAAUAAAAAAACAAAUGUUUCGAUAACAUCACCAACAACAGCAACAACAACAACAACAAGUAAUUCUUCAUCAAAUGAUUGUAGUAUUAUAGGGGAAAUUCAAUUGGAGAGGUCACUAUUAAAGGUACCAUUUGAAUGUAUAAAUAAAUCAUUUAGAAUAUCACAGAAAUCGAUUGAAAAGGAGAUGAAUAAUGUAAUAACACAAAUAACAGAGAUAAAUAAAAAGAGAUUAACAAUUUCAAAGGAUGAUGCGAUCAAUACCGUUGAUAAAUUAUUAAAUAGAGUACAACAAUUAAAAAGAAAGAUGGAAGAUGUCAAAUUAGAGGAAGAACAACAAAUAAAGAAAUUGAAAUCACGUCUCUCUCAUUUAAAUAUAGCUACAAAUUGUCAAAAUCAAAAAGAUCAUCGUGAAAUCUUUAAUAAUACUAGAAUAAAUAGAAUUUUAAUUGAUUACUUUUUAAGAGAAGGUUAUUAUGAUAGUGCAAUUGAAUUUUCAAAUCAAUUAAAAAUUAAAGAUUUUGUUGAUAUUGAAAUAUUUUUAUCAUCAAAAAAAGUGGUUGAAGGAUUAAAUAAAUUUGAUUGUACAGAAGCAUUGAAUUGGUGUAAUGAAAAUAAAUCGAAAUUAAAAAAGAUAAAUAGUACAUUAGAGUUUAAUUUAAGGAUUCAAGAGUUUAUAGAAUUGGUUAGAUUAGGAAAGAUGAUGCAAGCUAUUGCAUAUGCAAAAGUUCAUAUAUCACCAAACUCAUCGACAAAUAUGAAAGAGAUACAGAGGGUAGCGGCAACACUUGUUUUUAAAAAGGAUACAACAUGUGAUCGUUAUAAGAAAUUGUUUGAUUCAAAGAAAUGGUCAGAAUUGAUAUGUCAAUUUAAGAAUGACAAUUUUCAACUUCAUUCAUUGUCUACGAAAUCAAUGUUGGAUAUUUCCCUACAAUCAGGUUUAUCGGUUUUAAAGACAUCCUCUUGUGGUGAUGAAUCAACUUUUAAUGUAAAUUGUCCAUUGUGUGAUCCUUCAUUCAGAGCAUUGGCUACCUCUUUACCAGUAUCAUUACAAAGUCAUUCAAGUUUAGUUUGUCGUAUCACUGGUGAAAUAAUGAAUGAAGAUAACUAUCCAAUGGUUUUGCCAAAUGGUAAUGUUUUCAGUAAAAGAGCAAUCAUUGAUAUGUAUAAAAAACAAGAUAAAAUUAUUGAUCCUAGAUCAGGUAAUGAAUAUAAAUUAGAAGAUUUAAAAAGAGCUUAUAUCUCAUAA